Messenger RNA from Protopterus annectens (West African lungfish), 4621 nucleotides. RefSeq names its product family with sequence similarity 171 member A1 (gene FAM171A1). Lineage: Eukaryota; Metazoa; Chordata; Ceratodontiformes; Protopteridae. The record is from RefSeq and is a predicted model, not a curated record. Gene Ontology annotation, cellular component: plasma membrane. Gene Ontology annotation, biological process: regulation of cell shape; stress fiber assembly. The coding region runs from base 279 to 2861 and encodes 860 amino acids. The transcript has 8 exons.
ACUCCACAACUUGUAAUGGCGUCCGCAGUCUGUGAGGGUAGGUAAGGGUUAACGUUGGUGGGGCGCUGUGACUCUGGAUGCGAAAAAAAUCAGCGGCUGCAAAGCUAGAGAGGGAUGCGGAAUCUCUGGGAGAAGAUAAACACACAACACGUAGUGGUAUAGGACACUUAGUGACAGAAUGGAGACUCUGAGGUGGCCCACUCUUUGAUGCGGGACUUUCUGCUGGUGCGAGGAGGAGGCAGCGACAGCGGUUUCAUCCUGGCGAAAGCCGAGCAGCUAUGCGGGUGGCGACAAGUGGCUCGGCGGCAACGCAUCUCCUUCUGUGCCUGCUGGGUUGUAACGUAUGGAAAGCGGUGACCAAAACAUUACAGGAUUCUACAGCUCAAGAAGUCACAUUAAAGGUUCAUGUUAGUGAUGCCAGCACCCAUCAGCCAGUAACAGAAGCCCUCAUUGAAGUUUUUGCAGAUCAAACUUCCAUUGCCACUCAAAGCUCGAGAAAUGAUGGUAUUGUCUUCAUUAAAUUUAAGUACAGACUUGGCAGUCAGUUGAUAGUAACAGCAAACAAGCAUGGUUAUGUGCCGAAUUCUGCACCCUGGAGACCCACAAGGUUGCCUGUGUUUUCUUCUCUCAGCCUUGGAUUACUUCCGGAACGAGCAGCCACUUUAAUGGUGUACGAAGAUGUUGUUCAGAUAGUCUCAGGGUUUCAAGGUUUUCGAGCUCAGCCAAAAAUUCAUUUUCCAAGAAGAGCAUUGAAUUUGCCCAUAAAUUCUUCAUACAAUAACUUGACAGUUUUUCUAACUGUUGCAUCCUCUCCAUGGGAACUGGAUAGUUUUCCUUACCUUCAGGGAGUAGAUGGAAAUGGAACAGGAAAUGGCAGCAAAUUUGAGCUGACCCCUAUCACUGCAAUCAGUGUUCAUCUGUACAACAAUGACGGGACUGAAAUCCUUGUGAAUGGGCCUAUCUAUGUGACGGUACCUCUGCCUGCCAACAUCAAUCUGAAACAUGAUAACCAUGUUCCAGCCUGGAAAUUUGACCAAAAACUCGGAGCAUGGCUGAAGAGUGGUCUGGGCCUAGUACAACAGGAAGGAAACCAGCUUACUUGGACAUACAUUGCACCACAGUUGGGCUAUUGGGUUGCCGCCAUGUCUCCAGUUUACCCAGGUCCAGUGACAAAGAAGGACAUAACCACCUACCAUACAUUUUUCCUCUUGGCAAUACUGGGAGGAAUGGCCAUCAUUCUGCUAGUUUUACUUUGCCUACUCCUCUAUUAUUGCAGGAGGAAGUGUUUGAAACCACGUCAGCAUCAUAGAAAACUUCUUCAUCCCUCAGUACUAGAGAGUUCCAAGAAGGAUCAAGCAACAUCUAUGUCCCAUAUAAAUUUAAUCAGUGCAGUUAAUAUGGAAAUUGUAUCAUCAAGUGGAGAAGCAGACAUACAUACCCCCAUGCUUAAACCUUCAUAUAGUACAUCACGGGAAUUCAUUUACAGAGAAGAAUUAAUUUCCCAAAAAGACAGCCAUAAAAGUCGAACUUCCAUUGACAACUUUUCACAAAGAGGAACAUUGCAGAAAGAGUACCACAGUUCAGUAGAAAUGUUCCCCUUAAAAAUGGCUAGAUCAAUUGAGGGACAUGGUGGGUCUGGCGAAUACAAUAGGAGUUACAAUUCGGUUACUUCUCGGCCUUUACUUGAAACACAGGACAAAGAAGUUCAGGUGUCAGUCAACCACAUUUCUGCUGAAAGCAAUUACAGUUUACGAGAAAAGAUGUACCAGAUGCCUUGUGUUACUGAAAAAGAGCCAUUAGAACGAAGACCUCCAGAUUACAUGAUGUCCCGUUCAGCUGAUCAUCUUGAACGGCCAACCUCUUUUCCUUAUCCAGGACAACUCAUUUGUUAUAACUCUGUUGAUCAAGUAAAUGAAAAUAUUUACAGAAAAAUAUUACCUACAUUGGUUAUCCCAGCUCAUUACAUGAAGUUACCUGCAGAGCAUCCAUAUAUGAGUCAACCUUUGAUUGUCCCAGCUGAGGAAUCAUACGAAACUGAACAACUUCAGAAACCUCAUCAGCAGCAGAAUCAGUUUGUACAGCAUCAGGAUCAUUUGCCACAAACUUCACACACCUUAUCUCAGCAGCAUCUCCAUAAUAUAGAUAACACUGAGUGGACUCUGCAGAACUGUUCUGUUCCAGAAUCUUUGUCUAUCCCAGCAUCCCUCAGUGAAGCAGCUGUAUCACAGAUGAAUGGAGACCUACAGCUUUUCACAGAGAAAACACUGAUAGAAUUAAAUGGUGGUAAACCUUUGCCUCAUCCUCGUGCAUGGUUUGUAUCCCUAGAUGGACGUUCAAAUGCUCAAGUGAGACAUUCCUAUAUUGACUUGCAGAGGGCUGGCAGAAAUGGAAGUAACGAUGCUAGUUUAGAUUCAGGUGUUGACAUGAAUGAACUCAGAUUGGGUCGCAGGGGCAGAGAGCAACGUUUCAAUGUAUUCCAGCACCCACGUCUUAAGCAGCAACAACAAACAAUACAUGAACCGCAUUUUUCAGAUAACACAACUUAUACACAGCUUGUGUAUUUAGAUGAUGUUGACCAAAGUGGUAGUGAGUGUGGGACUGCAGUCUGUAGCCCAGAAGACAAUUCACUUAUGCCAUUGUUGGAUGGAGAUCCAAGCAAUAAUGAUAUGCUGCCCAGUUCACAAGAAAGAGUGCUAGAAAAUGAACCUAAGCCAUCCAUCAGCCCUGAUCAUGAGCUGCCUCCACCACCGUCUCCUCCUUCUCCUCCUCAUACACAUGAUGACUCAGAUGACCAGGGAGAAAAAAAGAGUCCUUGGCAGAAACGAGAAGAAAGACCAUUAAUAGCUUUUAAUAUAAAGUGAAAUUGUUGUUCCAUCCAUUUCUUGUCUGUGCUCUUCCCUCUGGAAUAUAAAUUUGCCAAAUAUUAAUUUAAUGAAAGUGCUUACUCAGCAGUGGGAAUACCAGUCUUUAUAUUUAAAGACACGGUUUAAAAGUUAACUGCUUAUGUAUAAAUCAGAGAACAGGUAAAUAAAGAAAGAAGAUGAGCAGAAGACACUGUGAUGGAUGUCUGUGUUGCAAUCAGUGGCAGUUUAAAGAAAGAAUGACUUCAUGUAUGGGGUACAUGUCACCAGCUCUAAGAAUAAAAGUUAAGUUGCUUGCCAAGUGGUUGGCCUCUGUUCAGCAUGCAGUGGCAGCAAACUGAAAAGGCAUUAAGUUUUAAAAGCUGUUAUUUUUUGUAUAAUGUUAACUGAAGGCUCUUUUAAAAAAAAAAAAAAAAAAAAAGAGGAUUAUGACGUUAGUGUCAGAACACAUUUGAAAGAAUGGCUAUGCAUUGCAUUGCUGCUUUUUAUUGUUUUGUUAAUAUUUUGCUCUGUGUUGAUUUUAAUCAGUCUUCAAAUUUGGAUGUACACAUUCUAUGCCUUCUGCUAUAUUGUUUCUAUUUUUCAUUUAUUUAACUUUUAUUUGUAAGCUCUGGGAAAGUUGUAUGUCAGCUCUUGGCAGUAAAGCCUUUUUAUUUUUUUAUUUGUAAGUGAACACAGGUGUCCAAUUCUUCCGUAAUUUAGUUCCAUUGCAACAAGUGCCUUUUUAACAGCUCAUUCAAACAUAACUGAAAAAAGUCAAACUCAAAGAUACAAACAUUAUUAAUUUUAUUUCUUUUAGCUGCAUGCAUCGCUUGCCGGGUUUAUGCCCUUACUUCUCAGUUCUGAUGCAAACGAAAAGUGUAGCUAGAAAUGUGUAUUGUGGGUACUGUUUUGCUUGAGUAGCAUAAGGGACAUCUGACGGCCCUACUAAAUAGAUAAAUGAUUCAGUAAUGUGUAUAUGUAAGGUUAGAAUCUAGAAUUUUUUUAAAAAAGUUGCCAUUGAUUUAUUUGCAGACUGUAAAACACGUGAGUGGGAUGUAUGUGCUUAAACUAAGGUUGAGCCUUAAGGAUGACAAGAUUCUUAGUUAUCUUCCAAGUUAUCAUACAGAAUAACAUUUAAAAGCAUGACAGCUUGGAUUGUUUUGACCUACCUCCAGAAUGGCAGAUGUUUCAAAUGGUAAUUUCAAAGCAAGAUAGCGCUGUAUGCUUCCGUUUCAGUUUAGAUUUGCCUCUCAAAAUGUUUUGAAUAGUAAUCUUAAAACUGUAUGUCACACAAAUGCUGGAAAGUGUUAAUAAAUCUACAGAUGUAUUACUUCAAUUUUUUUUAAAUUCCAAGUAGAACUGGUAUGUUGUGUGCUUCCACUAUAUAAAGUACAUCUGUUUAAUGUUGUAUCUUCACCACCACCACAAACUGCUCACUGUGUUAUGCUGUCAUACCAAAACCAAUUAAGUUGGAUUGCUGUUUGGCUGGUGAUUAUUUAUAUUUUUAAUUUUACAGACUUCAUUUCUUACUCUUAAAUCACUGCAGUAACAUUUGACAGUUACUUGUUGUGGUGUGAGCAAAGACUUUUUUUUUUAAAUUUCAAAAUGGAACAAAGCCAGAUUUCAAUUGUUAAUUCACUGCAAUCAAUAUUAAUGCAACCGUUGUAAAACAAUAUGAAAGAACUGUAAAAAAAUUCAGGUAUUUUUGCCAAAUAGCAAGAUGAAUGUAGGAUGUAUAUUGCUAUAUUACAGCGUGCAUUAAAACUUCUUUUCCAGUU